AUGUCGUCAUUUUUUAUCUCGUACUCAGAUCUCUUUUUGACGAAGCCGAAGGUUAGAUCUGGGCACGGUUGUUCAAACGUUGGGCAAUGCUAUCUACGGGAUAAAUUACUACCCACCGGAUAAGUAGACCAAUUGUGUUAUCAGCUGCGGGAUAAAGAUUUAUCCAGCCUCGUACCCAGGCCAGUUGGCGCUACCCGAAUUACCAGAGGACGCUUGGAACCGAGUGCGAUAGGGCGAAUUUUCCCGACAAGCUUGACAGGUGACGUCAAAUCCGAAAUCAAAAGGACGACUGGGAACGAGGCUGAGAUUUAUCUAUUGGAUAGCGUUAUCCAACGUUUGAACAACUGGGGCCUGGUCAAAUCCGAUUUGUACACGUGAUUACCUCUCAGGAAUGUCAGACAGACGAUGAGAGAGCUCAUGCUCGAAAUAAAUCUUCAAUUUUCGACGUAUUAAACAACGAAUUUGAUAGAGCCGUGAAGUCUUUUCUAGCAAAACUUGGUUUAUGAACCAACUGAUUUGUUGUUGUUUUUGCUCUUUUUAACAUCAAAUUCAACGCGACAGUUAAUUUGAAUUUAAUUAUCAUAGCGCGCGCUAAGACCUCAAAGCAGUACGCACCAACUUCUGCGCGAGAAUUUUUUUUACCCUCUUCAAAAGUCUUCGAGAGAGAGAGUUUUAAAAAGUCUUAAAAGGUAAGGUAAAGAUAGUUUUACAAGUUAUAUUGAGACGGAAAACUACUUCUUUAGUGAAAAUAAUUAUUUGAACAUAACUAAAGACUUUGCAAAGAAUGAAUUGCACACGCCAGAGCGCGAGCAGAUGACAACACUCACCUCAUUCACUCACAAUCUAGCUAAUCAAAAAAAUUGAAUUUUCUUACUUGGCCAUUUCGAAUUUGCAUAUUUCUCUUUCUUUCUUAUUCAUUUGGAAUUGAAAUGACAAAAAAGGUUCAAACACCCCCGUAGAUCUAUUGAAAACCAUUCCAGACCAAAAUGAGCGAAGUCUAUACCCAUUUCCAGAUCGACGCGGCGCAAAAACCAUUCUUUUUGGAGCGGCACAUGCCUAUAUGGCUUAUAUAAGGAGCUAUAAGGGAGUGCCCCCCGGAAAAUAUUCAGUUUUGGUCAUACCCCACUUCAUUUCCUUUCGCAGCUAUGGAAAUGUACAAAGUUUGUUUCGCCCUGGUGGCCACAACUUUGGCUGUGUUCUCGUCAGUGGCAUAUGCAGAUGAUUUCACUAAUGCUUAUAACAAGAUUGAAAAGGCAAAACCCAACAUCAAUUACAACAGUUUUUGCAAAGAAAUAGCGGGAGGAGGUGAGGAAAAACUUGCUUGCCGCAUCAACGGAAUAACUUCAAUUGGUUUUUUGGUUUGUAAAAAGGUGAAACCUGACGGAGUCGCAUCUUGCCUAGAAGUAAUUGAAAACGAAGUCAGAAAUCUUGUCACAAUCAUGCAAGCAGGCAUCAAUACAGUGGAUCUUUCUCCAAAUCCGAACAAGUGCAUCAUCACAGGUGUAAAAUGUGGCGAGGAGAAGAGCUUCGAAUGCAGUGGUUUUCUGGAGAAAUGGGUGUCGCGUGAUAUUGGCGAAUUCCAGCACAUUCGAGAUAGUAUUGUUGCAAACAAGGUGGGUCAGCUGGUUGCUGAGGUGAUUACGUACACGACUGGCGACCUGAAAAGCACCGCUCGUGAUUUGGUCAAGAUCAGAGAUUACAUGCUAAGAGGGAAAUACUUCCAGGUUUGUGACCUUCAGGGGUUUUUCCUGAAAAAGGGAGGUUUCAAAGUAAAUGAUGUUCCCUCGAUUGAGCAAAUUGGUUUAAACGAAAGAUGCUUUGAUGGCGAACCGACAACAGAAGAAGUUCUCAAAGCUUUGCAGCAGAUGGUUGAUGCCUUCAAAAGGGCAUGA
This is a messenger RNA of Porites lobata, 1892 nucleotides long. The record is from the annotation of a GenBank genome assembly. NCBI's taxonomy places the organism in Eukaryota, Metazoa, Cnidaria, Anthozoa, Scleractinia, Poritidae.